Symbiodinium pilosum is the source of this 4140-nucleotide messenger RNA. The record is from the annotation of a GenBank genome assembly. Lineage: Eukaryota; Dinophyceae; Suessiales; Symbiodiniaceae.
AUGGUAUUCAAACCAACGCUGAAUAUUACUGAACAGAUUGCCGAUCAUCUUGCCGAUCUCGUCAUCAUUGGCGACCUGCCGGGAGGUGCUCGGAUCCAGGAAUUAAAAAUUGCUAAUGAGCUCGGUGUUUCUCGCGGCUCUGUUCGUGAGGCGCUGCUUAUUCUCGAAAGACGCCAUCUGAUUGAAAUCGUGCCGCGUAAAGGUGCUGUGGUCAACGAGAUCAACGCCCAGGAAGCCCUGGAUCUGGUCGAUAUGCUGGCCUCUGUAGAGCACCGCUGGUUCCACAGUUUGCUGGAGACAGGCGCAGACGAGAGUCUGGCUGCGGCAGGUAAUUUACUGUCGACGAUGGAUCGCGCGGCGAAGACAGGUGGCGUGAAUGAAAUCAUUCAGGCCCGCGGCGCGUUUUAUGCCGAGUUACUGAGUCCGGCAACACGUUACAUGAAUGGCGUGUUCGAGUGCCUGCUGCCCACCAGUCAGCGUCUGAUGUGUGUUUUGAUUGAGCGCAGUGAUGUAGACCUGCAUGAUAUUGCACGCUACUACCGUGCGCUGCAUACAGCAUUGCGGGAAGGUGACGCAGAGCGGCUGGAUGAACUGCUUAAUGCGUUCCACAAACGGCAAUCUGUCCUGGGCAGGUCUGCCGCUGGCCUCAGUUUUAAAUCUUUUGUCGACGCGACAACCGUUACCCUCCCCGGAAAUCGCUGCGCGGUUGUUGGGCCUAACGGAUGCGGUAAGUCGAAUAUCAUCGAUGCCGUGCGCUGGGUUAUGGGUGAGAGUUCUGCCAAGCAGUUGCGCGGCGAAAGCAUUACAGAUGUCAUCUUCAGCGGUUCCAAUACGCGCAAACCGACAGCAACCGCUUCUAUCGAGUUGUUCUUCGAUAAUUCCGACGGUCGGAUUGGUGGCGAAUAUGCCGCCUACGCGGAAAUAGCGAUACGCCGGGUGGUCACCCGGGAUGCUCAAUCCAACUAUUACCUCAACGGUAACAAAUGCCGCCGUCGUGAUAUCCAGGACGUUUUCCUUGGCACCGGUUUUGGCCCGCGCAGUUAUUCAAUCAUUGAACAGGGCAUGAUUUCUCAGCUGGUGGAAGCCAAGCCAGAGGAGUUGCGGGUUUAUCUGGAAGAAGCUGCCGGUAUUUCCAAAUACAAAGAGCGCCGUCGGGAAACAGAAAACCGGAUCAAACACACGAAGGAAAACCUCGAACGUAUCAAUGACAUACGAGAGGAACUUGCAAGACAGCUUGAUCGUCUGGAGCGCCAGGCUCAGGCUGCAGAAAAAUAUCGCGAACUACGCCAGGAAGAAUCCCUGGUGACCGCGCAGCUGUAUGUUCUGAAACACACUGCAUUACAUGCGCAGUUAGCUGAGCGCGAAACCCAUAUCAAAGAGCUUGAGCUGGAGCAGGAGAAGGCCAUCGCGUCUCAGCGGCAGCUUGAAGCCCAGAUAGAAGCCUCCCGCCAGAAUCAUGCAAAUACCAGUGAGCAGUUCAAUGCUGUUCAGGGGCAGUUCUAUCAGCUCGGGGCAGAUAUUGCCCGCAUUGAAGAAGCGAUUGCGUUUAAUCAGGCGCGGGUCAAACAGCUUGAGCUGGACCUGCAGACGGUACAGCAGCGCCAGAGUGAAACUGAUCGCCAGAUCACCAUGGACAAAGAUCAGAUCGGCGAUCUGCAGGCGCGCCUGAACGAGCUGCUGCCUCUGGUCAGCGCUCUGGCUGAGCAGGACGCCGACUUACAGCAGUCGCUCCGUGAUGCAGAAGGUAAUAUGGGUGACUGGCAGCAGCGCUGGGACCAGUUUAACAGCCAGGCUUCACGUAAUGAUCAGGAAGCCGAAGUGCAGGCCUCGCGUAUUGAGCAUCUGGAACAGCUGUUACAGCGCCUGCGCGGUCGGCAGGAUGAAUUGUCCCUGCAGCAGGAAGCACAGCAGGAUCAUCCCGGCGGCGAAGUUGUGCAUCAACUUGCGCAAGAGAUAUCUGGUCUGGAAACCCAAUCCCGCGAUUUGAAUAUAAAAAUUGAUGAAUGCCUGAAAGCUCUGGGCCAGACCCGCGAAGAGGCGUUGCUGCGGGAGCGCGAAGUGGAGGCGGCUCGGGCUGCGGUACAGGAAAUGCGCCACGAGUUGGCCAGCCUGCAGGCGAUUCAGGAUGCUGCCCUGGGUCAGACUGUGCAGGAGGCAGAAGCCUGGAUUGCACAGCACAACUUAACCGCAACGCCACGUCUGGGAGAAACCCUCGCCGUGGUCCCUGGUUGGGAGCGGGCAGUUGAGACGGUGCUUGGGCACUUCCUCAGUGCUCUGCAAGUUGAUAAUCUUGAUGACUUUGCUGCGUCUCUGGCGGAAUUGUCCGAAGGCGAUCUGGCUCUGGUUGAGCUGAACAAACAAAGCCAGCCUGCAGCCGAAAAUACUGAACUGGCGCUCCCCAGUCUGCACUCUCUGGUGCGAGCAGACGCGGUCAGCGCGGUUUCACUUCUGCAUGGCAUUUAUGCGGCGCAGUCCGCUUCGGUUGCCCUGUCCAAACGCCAUCUGCUCCAGCCUGGGCAGAGUAUCAUCACCCGUGAAGGAUUCUGGAUCGGUGCGGAUUGGAUGCGGGUACUGCACGAUCAUGAUCAGGAAGCUGGCAUUAUCGAACGCGGACAACAGCUUGAAACCCUGAACGUACAGGUUGAAGAAGCUGAGCAGCAUCUUGCUGAACUGCAACAACACGUCAGUGCCGGCCGCGAGGCGGUUGAGCGUAUCGAAAUGCAGCGCGAAGAGUUGCAGCGUACAUUGAACCAGCUGAAUCAGAGCCUCGGCCAGCGUCGUACUGACCACGGUGUCACACGUGUGAAGCUGGAAGAAGCUGGCGCUCGUCGUGAACGCCUGAUGAAAGAUGCUGCGGAUAUCAGUGAACAGCUUGAGGCGGAAACUUCGAGCUUGAACACCGCGCGCGAGCGCUUGCGUGAAGCUGAACUGCUUCGCGAAGGCCAGGCCGAAAUGCGGCAGCAACUGCAAGCUGAGCGUGAACAGGCGGAUGCAGAUCUGCUCGCUGCGCGAGAACAGGCACGCCUUAAAAGAGAUGAAUUUUACGCGCUGAAUGUCGAAAAAGAAGGCCUUCAGUCGCGGCUGUCCGCCAGCGAAACAGCGCGCCAGCGCCUGGAAAAACAGCAACAGGAGUUGGCCCAACAACAGGAGCAGCUAACUUCGGGUAUCGCCACCAGCCAGACACCGCUGCCGGAUCUGCAGCGGGAACUGGCGGAAAAACUCGAUGCCAGGGUAUCAAUCGAAAAUGAACUUGCCACGAUACGUGCUCAGCUGGAACAGGCUGAGCAACUGACUCGAACCCUCGAUGGACAGCGCCAGGCACAGGAGCAGACCGUAGAAAAAAUGCGUGGCGGCCUGGAACAGGCGCGGGUUGAACGUCAGGGUCUGGCUGUGCAGGAAAAUAAUCUGCUUGAGCAACUGGGCAGCACUGGCCAUAGCUUAGAGCAGGUACGUACUGAAAUGCCCGAAGAGGCAGAAGAAAACGUGUGGAGUGAUCAGCUUGAUCGUUUGGGUCGGCGUAUUGCCAGACUCGGUGCUAUCAACCUGGCUGCGAUAGAAGAAUACGAACAGGAAUCUGAACGUAAGUUAUACCUUGAUUCGCAAGCGGAAGAUCUGGACUCGGCAAUGGAAACAUUGCUGGAAGCCAUCCGCAAAAUAGACCGGGAAACCCGGACACGUUUCAAGGACACAUUUGAAGCGGUAAACAGCCGUCUGGGUGAGCUGUUUCCGAAAGUUUUUGGCGGAGGACACGCCUAUUUAGAACUGACCGGGGAGGACCUUCUCGAUACCGGUGUCUCGCUUAUGGCAAGACCACCUGGUAAACGCAAUGCCAGCGUACAUCUGCUCUCUGGAGGCGAAAAAGCUAUGACGGCGGUCGCUCUGAUCUUCGCCAUUUUCCACCUGAACCCGAGCCCGGUUUGCCUGCUCGAUGAGGUGGAUGCUCCUCUGGACGACGCAAAUGUCUCGCGCUUUGCAGCACUCAUUAAAGAAAUGUCAGCUGAUGUGCAAUUCCUCGUAAUUACACAUAACAAAAUUACGAUGGAAAUGGCUGACUACUUGAUGGGUGUCACGAUGCAGGAACCAGGUGUUUCGCGCCUGGUUUCGGUAGACGUGGACGAGGCCGCGGCCAUGGCGGUGUAA